Loxodonta africana (African savanna elephant) is the source of this 2211-nucleotide messenger RNA. RefSeq names its product inositol hexakisphosphate kinase 3 (gene IP6K3). Lineage: Eukaryota; Metazoa; Chordata; Mammalia; Proboscidea; Elephantidae. The coding region runs from base 1 to 1215 and encodes 404 amino acids. The transcript is spliced from 5 exons. The record is from RefSeq and is a predicted model, not a curated record. Gene Ontology annotation, molecular function: inositol hexakisphosphate kinase activity. Gene Ontology annotation, cellular component: cytoplasm; nucleus. Gene Ontology annotation, biological process: phosphatidylinositol phosphate biosynthetic process; inositol phosphate biosynthetic process.
AUGGUCAUACAGGACAGCACUGAUGCAGGGGAUGGAAGAGUAGGCGUGCGACUGGAGCCCUUCCUGCACCAGGUCGGAGGCCACCUGAGUGUGAUGCAGUAUGACGAACACACCGUGUGCAAGCCCCUCAUCUCCCAGGAGCAGAAGUUCUAUGAGUCCCUGCCACUAGCCAUGAAGCGGUUCACUCCCCAGUACAAAGGCACCAUCACAGUGCACCUCCGGAGAGACAGCAUGGGUCACCUCAGCCUGGUUGCCAACCCACUGAAGGAGAACCAGGGGCCCUUCAAGGUCUCCACUGAGUCGGCAGCAGUAGCAAUAUGGCAGACGCUCCAGCAGACCACCAGUGGCAUCGGCAGUGGCACCCACCCCCUCACCCAGUGGCAGCACGCCCAGCUGGCACACUCGCUCAAGGAGAGCCCAGCCAAGGCACUUCUGAGGUCCGAGUUCCACUUCAAUGCUGAAGUCUCCUCACCAGUGGAAGACACCAGUGGGGACCAGGCCGCGAGAAGGAGCUUCAAUCCGUGGGGCCUGCACUGCCACCAGGCCCACCUGACCCGGCUGUGCUCCGAGCACCCAGAGAACAAGCGGCACCGGUUCUUGUUGCUGGAAAACGUGGUGUCACAGUAUAAGCAUCCCUGCAUCUUGGACCUGAAGAUGGGGACACGACAGCAUGGGGACGACGCGUCAGAGGAGAAAAAGGCCCGCCACAUGAGGAAGUGCGCACAGAGCACUUCCGCCUGCCUGGGCGUACGCAUCUGUGGCAUGCAGGUUUAUCAAACUGAUAAGAAGUACUUUCUCUGCAAAGACAAAUACUAUGGAAGAAAACUCUCAGUCGAGGGGUUCAGACAAGCCCUCCAUCAGUUCCUGCAUGAUGGGACCCGCCUCCGCACAGAGCUCCUGGAUCCCAUUCUGCACCAGCUCCGGGCCCUCCUCUUGGUCAUUAGGAGCCAAAGCUCAUACCGGUUCUACUCCAGCUCUCUCCUUAUCAUCUAUGAUGGGCAGGAGCCCCCAGAAAGAACCCUAGGCGGCCUGCAUCCUCAAGAGGCUCCACAGACGGCCCUCACCAAAGUUGACAUCCGGAUGAUCGACUUUGCUCAUACGACAUACAAAGGCUCCAGGAAUGAGCUCACCACCUAUGAUGGACCAGACCCUGGCUAUAUUUUUGGCCUGGAAAACCUUAUCCAGAUCCUGCAGGAUAUCGAAGCAGGAGAAUGAGACUCACUGGGCCCAUGUGGAUUUUUCUAGGGUACAGAUCUCAAAAGGGACUUACUGGUAGCUAGGGCAGCCUAGACAGCCCUCAGCUUUGUGAUAAUCACAUCUACCUUCGAAAGCCACCUCUAUACAUGUUUAUAUAUAUAAACAGCAGCUAAAGAAACCAGCUCUGGUGGUAAUUCCCCAUACCCUGGCAUCUUGUAGAAUGGACGAUCAGUACCAAGUAGAGCCAUUUUGAAGAACGUUGGACAGGCGCAGCAUGAGUUAGAGGCCAGUAUUACAACGAGGUUCUGGAGUAUUUGCAUCUAAAAACGCUGUCUUGUCAUGCUGCAAUCCUCGCAAGCUGUGAAGCAAAAAACCUUACCUGAAGAAGCCUUGAUGCUCAUGAGUUUUCUGCUCAUAUGGGCUACCUGCUCCGAGAGCAGGUAGAGCUAAUGAAUGCUUCUUACCUCCCUGAGAGGCAUUUUAGGUGGAACAGGAUGAAGUGGGACAAAUCUGCGCACUGCCUCACCUUGCUUUGUCCCCAGGUUCUGAAUGGAUAAGAACAAUCCCAGACCAGAGCCCUGGCAAACCAAGACCCCAGGUACUCCAUUUCUGCCUGUGGAGAAGGGGUCUCCUUACAGACUUCUGAGUGCCUAUUGGAGGUAAUGAUCCUGCCAGAUUCUGACCAUGGAGAGGCUCCCACCAUAAAAACGCAGCUUCCAGUGAGGGUGGAAUGCACGUGAGGAGGAGACACAAGCAUUAAACUACAUUCUUUGCUAUUUAUUUAUCUUGGGGGGUGGGCUGGGAGAGUCAGAGAGAGGAGCCCUGGAAGACCAAAGAAUCCAGGGCAAUGUUUACAAGACUGGUGGACAAGUGUAAAUAUGCAAUGAACAGCAAACAGUUCUAAUUAAUUCCUUCUUCUGCAGUGUGGAAACCUAUUACAAUGGCCUUGAGUCAAGCACUGAAAUAUGUUACCCAAUUAGGGAAAUAAAUUUGUUAAUAAAAUUGCUGAGGUCA